Danaus plexippus (monarch butterfly) is the source of this 618-nucleotide messenger RNA. RefSeq lists its product as uncharacterized. The record is from RefSeq and is a predicted model, not a curated record. The coding region runs from base 167 to 526 and encodes 119 amino acids. Lineage: Eukaryota; Metazoa; Arthropoda; Insecta; Lepidoptera; Nymphalidae. The transcript has 2 exons.
UUCCUAAGUAGGCAACGUAUACGUAACUUUUUUAUAUAUCACAACAAUAACAUUAUAAAUAUAAAUCUCAAAUACACAACGUCACGAUGACAUAACGUCACAGACAUCAAAACAAACAAGUACAAUAAUAUAAUAUACAAUAAAACCCAAAAAUAAUGUGGGAGUGAUGAAUCGGGACUUCGUGUACGACCAUCAGGGAAGGCCGACAGCUUGGUCCAGGGCUGGCAGCACCCUGAACAGGUGGUUGUGGGGCGCUCUCUGUUGCGGAGUACCCGGUAUACCGUGCUAUUUCUGUACGUGCUGUGAGAAGCUCGAUGAUACCGAGAGAGACCGCCCGAGAGUCAAUCAAUCAACGGCGACUGGCGAGCGUAUGACUCGUCCGCAUCGACCGCACGCGCCGCGAGGAAGGAAGUCCACUCCGGAGAUGCUGUCAGCGGUCAGAUGUGCGCUGUCCCAGCUGCAGGGAGAACCAGCUCCACCAUUACCUGCUACGCUGUCAGCGAGUCAUUCAUCAGAACCUGGAUAGUAUACACAACAGAGAAGACAAGACGGAAGUUAUAUUUCAUCACUAAGCAGCAACUUAGGCAUUUUAAUUGUCAUUCUUUAUUGUUAUCCUAG